This is a messenger RNA of Penaeus monodon (black tiger shrimp), 1717 nucleotides long. Its product is annotated as integumentary mucin C.1-like. The coding region runs from base 1 to 1005 and encodes 334 amino acids. The record is from RefSeq and is a predicted model, not a curated record. Lineage: Eukaryota; Metazoa; Arthropoda; Malacostraca; Decapoda; Penaeidae. The transcript has 7 exons.
AUGCGUACGCAACCACCUAUGAGCAACCUUUCAGAAGGCACUGGUCAGCCGGGCAGCUGGGCACUAGGCUCCGCGCUUAUCAGUUCACAUACAGCUGGGAUUCCUACGUCAGCAGUCAGCACGAGUAUAUUCUUUCUCCGACACACCGAAAAUCAUCGCUGUGGCUCUUCGCUCGCCGUCGCCCAAGUCACCUCGCUGGUGGGCUGCGCUGCUCUGUGCAACCAAGAGUCCGCUUGCGUUGGCUUCAGUCUGGAGGUUCGCGGAUCAAGGCGGCGAUCGUGUGAGAUGGCAGCAACUUCCUCGUCUUGCUCUCCCGACUCGGGCUUCAAUUUUUACCUGACUUCGGAACAUUCUGAUUCUACGAUUACGACUUCAACAACACCUGCGGCAACUUCUUCAACAACACCUGCGGCAACAACUUCUUCAACAACACCUGCGGCAACAACUUCUUCAACAACACCUGCGGCAACAACUUCUUCAACACCUGCGGCAACCUCUACAACAACUUCAACACCUGCGGCAACAACUUCAACAACACCUGCGGCCACAACUUCAACAACACCUGCGGCAACAACUUCAACAACACCUGCGGCAACCUCUACAACACCUGCGUGCGGCCACAACUUCAACACCUGCGGCCACAACUUCAACACCUGCAGCAACAACUUCAACAACGCCUGCGGCAACAACUUCAACAACAACUGCGGCCACAACUUCUUCAACACCUGCGGCAACAACUUCAACAACACCUGCGGCCACAACUUCUUCAACACUUGCGGCAACAACUUCAACAACACAUGCGGCAACCUCUACAACAACACCUGCAGUAAUAACAACUCUAACAACACCAACUUCUGUAAUGACCACAUCUGCAACAGUACCUGCUUCAACAACAACAUCUGUGAUAUCAACUGUGACGUGUGGCAGCGUCGUGGAUGCCAAGGUUGUGAUCGGAGUGACAACGGACUCCAACGAUAUGCAGCUAACCCAUAUGACCUUCUAUAACCCUAGAGUGACUGCCAUCGGCAACCCUGUUUCGGCGUCAAAACAGUGCGACCCCGGAUAUUUCGUUUCUCAUGUGUUAUGCUCUUUGAGUGGCAUUACCUGUAUACGACUAGGAAACAACCACUCGAGCUGCGAACAAAUCCCGAUUAACACAGUCUGUCCAAACAAUAAAUUCAUGACUGGGUAUACCUUGGCGCAAAACAAAAAAAUCCUAUCUAUAAACUGCUGUUGCAUUGGGCAGUGAUUCGAACUAUACGGGGACCUGAAGACGCCUGAUUAUUUUUAAUGUUGCAUCACUUUAGGCUGCUGUAUCACCAUGGAUAUUCGGAAAGAAGGAAAGAGAUGAAUGGAGAGAAGAGGACAGAAUAGGAGAAGAGAGAAGAGAAGAAAAAUAAAGAUAAUUUUUUUUUAUCGAAAUUUAGUUUGUGAUAUUUAGGGAACACGAAUAUUUUAGUUAUCUUACUGCAACAUAUAGCUAUUCACAUUUUUAAUCUCUCCACAUUACGAGUGAAAUAGUAAAAUAGUACAAUAUUGAUCAUAAUUAUAAAAAAACCUAAGAUAUCACUAGCGUCACCCAUCUUUACCGUGUAAGAGUAUGUAUGUUAUGUAUCUUCCCUUUCUCAAAGUAUAUAAAGAACUACAUAGCUGUCUGCUAUUCCACUGCAUUACAAUAUGAUAGUUUAGUUGCGUGAACAAUGAUAACAAGAGAAUA